Molecule: messenger RNA, 7554 nt
Organism: Alexandromys fortis (reed vole)
Lineage: Eukaryota; Metazoa; Chordata; Mammalia; Rodentia; Cricetidae
Gene: Fyco1
Product: FYVE and coiled-coil domain autophagy adaptor 1
Exons: 18
Coding region: 275-4651 (1458 amino acids)
Biological process (GO): plus-end-directed vesicle transport along microtubule; positive regulation of autophagosome maturation
Cellular component (GO): lysosome; autophagosome; late endosome
Molecular function (GO): metal ion binding
Source: RefSeq, a predicted model, not a curated record
ACGCCAUCUCGUGGAGCAUGCCGGGAAUCGUAGUUCCUACCGGCCCGUGACACCCGAUGGAAGUUGUAGGCCAUCCGUGGAGCAUGCCGGGAGUCGUAGUCCGCGCGCGCUCUCGGUGUUCUGUGCGCUUCAUGGCCGCUGGCAUUACGCUGUCCUACUCUUUCGCUCGGCCCUAGAAAGUUUCGUUUCUGCCCGGCGGUGGACCCACGAGCGUGUGCCAGCAUGGAGUCUGACCACUGCUGACUGAAGUGACACUCCAAGAAAGAGGAACACCAUGGCUUCUAGCAGUGCUGAGACCCAGCUCCAGAGGAUCAUCCGUGAUCUUCAAGAUGCAGUGACAGAACUAAGCAAUGAAUUUAAAGAAGGAGGAGAACCGAUCACAGAUGACAGCACCAGCUUGCACAAGUUUUCCUAUAAACUUGAGUAUCUUCUGCAAUUUGAUCAGAAGGAGAAGGCUAGCCUCCUGGGUAGCAAGAAGGACUACUGGGAUUACUUCUGUGCGUGCCUAGCCAAGGUGAAGGGAGCAAAUGAUGGGAUCCGAUUUGUCAAGUCCAUCUCUGAGCUUCGAACAUCUCUGGGAAAAGGCAGAGCUUUCAUUCGCUACUCUUUGGUGCACCAGAGGUUGGCAGACACUUUGCAGCAGUGCUUCAUGAACGCUAAAGUGACCAGUGACUGGUAUUAUGCAAGAAGCCCCUUUCUGAAGCCAAAGAUGAGCUCUGACAUUGUGGGCCAACUGUAUGAGCUGACUGAGGUUCAGUUUGAUCUAGCGUCAAGGGGCUACGACCUGGAUGCCGCCUGGCCAACAUUCGCUAGGAGGACGCUGGCCACCAGCUCUUCUGCUUACCUGUGGAAACCUCCCAGCCGAAGUUCCAGCAUGAGCAGUUUAGUGAGCAACUAUUUGCAGACUCAGGAGAUGGCCUCCAGUUUUGACCUAAACAGCCCUCUAAACAAUGAAGCACUAGAAGGCUUUGAUGAGAUGCGACUGGAGCUAGACCAGUUGGAGGUUCGGGAGAAACAGCUACAAGAACAUGUACAGCAACUGGACAGGGAGAACCAAGCCCUUCGAGUGAUGAUCAGCAGGCAAGGGGAGCAGCUUCAGGCAGAGACGGAGAGGGGAUACCCUCCAGUGGAGGGUAACACUGGCCUCAAGGGCCUAGUGGCAGAGCUCCAGAAGCAGGGGGAGAUCACCCAAGCCACAGUGAAGAAGCUUCAGACAUGUCUGCAGGCCUUGGAGCUGAAUGUAGACAAGAAAGAAAAUAGCCACUCAACCCUGCAGUUUGAGACCAUGGCACAGGAACUUGAGGCUGUGAGAGACUCCCUGGGUAAGAAAAAUCAGCUUCUAGCCAGCCUCUCAGAUUGCCUGGCCAGGGCAGAGAAGAAGGCAAAUUCAGCUCCGGACACAAAGUUUCAUCAAGAGCCAGUUCCUGCCGACAUGGCCCUGAAGUUCCAGGAACUGAAGGGGAAACUUGAAGCCCUAGAAGGAGAAAACACCAAGGCCCAGGAACUAAACAAGCAGCAGAGUAUCAAACUAGAGCAACUGGCCAAGGAACUUCAGCUAAAGGAAAAGGCCCUGGCUGACCUAGAGCACUUAGUGAAGGAUGUGACCCCACUUCAGAAAGAGCUAUCUGGGAAGAAGCAAGAGUCAGCUCAGCUCCACCAGCAGCUACAGGAAUCCCUGGCCCACUUGAGCUCUGUGGAGGAAGAGCUCGCAGAAGCCAGGCAGCAGGAAAAGCAGCAUCGAGAAGAAAAGCAGCUGCUGCAGCAGGAGGCCAAGUCUCUGACAUGGCAGCUGCAGCUCCUAGAGACCCAGUUAGCACAGGUGAGCCAGCUUGUGAGUGACCUGGAGGAACAGAAGAAGCAGCUUAUACAGGACAGAGAUCAUCUCAGCCAGAAAGUGAGCACACUAGAGCAGCUAGGUGAAGUGCAUGGGGCCAGCAAGAAUAGGGAGGCUCUGGCCUCCAUGAGCUCUGUCUCACCACAAACUGGGGAGAUGCCAGAAGACGGGCAGCAACACCUCCAGAAAGAAGAGGUAAACGAUACCACAGUGCCAGAGGAAGACCAGAAGGAAUUGCGAAAGGUCAACCAGGAGCUACAGAAGGAGCUGCAGAACAUGGCCGUGCGCAACCAGCUCUUAGAGGGCAAACUUCUAGCCUUGCAAACUGAUUACACAGCGCUGCAGCAGCGAGAGGCAGCUAUCCAGGGCUCCUUAGCCUCUCUGGAGGCUGAGCAGGCCAGCAUCCGGCACCUAGGAGACCAGAUGGAAGCAAGUCUCAUGGCUGUGAGGAAAGCCAAAGAGACCAUGAGGGCCCAGGUGGCAGAGAAGGAAGCUGCCCUGCAGAGUAAGGAGGGUGAGUGCCGGCGACUGCAGGAAGAGGCAGAUCAGUGCCGGCUUCGGACAGAGGCCCAGGAUCAGGAACUCAGGGCUCUUGAGAACCAGUGCCAGCAGCAGAUUCAGCUGAUUGAGGCCCUCUCUGCAGAAAAAGGCCACCAGGGACUCAGCCUACCCCAAGUCAACACAACCCAUCUGGCCCUGUCUCAAGCACAGCUAGAAAUUCAUCAGGGGGAAGCCCAGCGGUUACAGAAUGAGGUGGUGGACCUCCAGGCCAAGCUCCAGGUGGCCCUAGGUGACCGGGACAAGUUACAGAGCCAGCUGGGUGUGGCUGAGACAGUCCUGAGGGAGCACAAGACCCUGGUGCAACAACUGAAGGAGCAGAAUGAAGCCCUUAACAGGGCCCAUGUCCAGGAGCUGCUGCUGUGCUCAGAGCGAGAAGGGGUACUGCAGGAGGAGAGCCUCUAUAAGGCCCAGAAGCAGGAACAAGAGCUGCAAGCCCUGCAGGCAGAGCUGUCACUGGUGAGGUGCAGCUCUGAGGGAGCUCACCUGGAGCAGGCAGAGCUGCAGGACCAGCUACACCGAGCCAACACAGACACAGCUGAGCUUGGCAUCCAGGUCUGUGCCCUGACUGCCGAGAAGGAUCGGAUGGAGGGGGCCCUGGCCAGGUUGGCCCAGGAGCUCCAGGACUCCAAAGAGGCAGCACUGCGGGAACAAAAGGGCUUGGAGCUCCGAGUGAUGGGGCUACAGCAAGAGAAGGAGGAGUUACAGGAAAAACUAAAGGCAGCUGAGGAGGCAGCUAGUUCAUGCUCUGGUCUACAGUCACAACUGGCCCAGGCUGAGCAGCUGACCCGGAGCCUCCAAGAGGCUGCACACCAGGAACGAGAUGCCCUCAAGUUCCAGCUAAGUGCUGAGAUCAUGGGCCACCAGAACAGACUGAAGACAGCCAAUGAAGAGUGUGAGAGCCUCAGGGCCCAGCUCGAAGAGCGGAGCCGGGAGCUGCAAGUGACUAAGGAGGCUGUGCACGAACUGAAGGUCACCAAGGCAGCCAUGGAGGAGAAACUGAACUGUACCAGCAGCCGUCUCGCAGAGUGCCAGGCCACUCUGCAGCACAAAGACGAAGAAAGCACGACUCUUCGAAAAAGCCUAGAAAGAACUCAGAAGGAACUUGAAAAGGCCACAUCAAAAAUCCAAGAAUAUUAUAACAAACUCUGCCAGGAGGUGACAAACAGGGAAAGGAAUGACCAGAAGAUGCAUGCAGACCUAGACGACCUGAACAGAACCAAGAAAUACCUUGAGGAACGGCUGAUAGAGCUGCUCAGGGACAAAGAUGCUCUCUGGCAAAAGUCUGAUGCACUGGAAUUCCAGCAAAAGCUCAGUGCUGAAGAGAAAUGUCUUGGGGACAUGGAAGCCAGCAACUGCCAUGACUGCAAGCGGGAGUUCAGCUGGAUAGUGCGGCGGCACCACUGCAGGAUAUGUGGCCACGUCUUCUGUUACUACUGCUGUAACAACUAUGUUAUGACUAAGCCCAGUGGCAAGAAGGAGCGCUGCUGCCGAGCCUGCUUCCAGAAGUUCAGUGAAAGCCCUGGAUCCCCUGAUAGCAGUGGCUCUAGCACUAGCCAGGGAGAGCCCAGCCCCACGGCUUCACCAGCUAAAGCAGGCCCCCAGGCCAUAGGAAACCAAGGAGCAAACUCAGUCUGCAGACCACCAGAUGAUGCUGUGUUUGACAUCAUCACUGAUGAGGAAUUGUGCCAGAUUCAAGAAUCUGGCUCCUCCUUGCCUGAAACACCCACUGAAACUGAUUCAUUGGACCCAAAUAUGGCUGAACAGGACACUACAUCAAACUCACUAACCCCUGAAGACACUGAAGACAUGCCAGUGGGGCAGGAUGCUGAAAUCUGCUUGCUGAAGUCCGGAGAGCUGAUGAUCAAAUUACCCCUCACAGUGGAGGAGAUCAUCAGCUUUGGGGAGGGUAACAGGGAGCUGUUUGUGAGGUCCAGUACCUACAGCCUGAUCCCUAUUACUGUAGCUGAGCCCGGCCUCACUAUCUGCUGGGUCUUCUCUUCUGACCCCAAGAGCAUCUCUUUCAGUGUGGUCUUCCAAGAGACAGAAGACACACCACUCGACCAGUGCAAGGUCCUCAUUCCCACCACUCGAUGCAAUUCCCACAAGGAGAGUAUCCGGGGCCAGCUGAAGGUCCGAACCCCUGGUAUCUACUUGCUUAUCUUUGACAACACCUUUUCCAGAUUUAUCUCCAAAAGAGUGUUUUACCAUCUGACUGUUGACCGGCCUGUGAUCUACGACGGAAGCGAUUUCCCAUAGCAUCAGUACCGGAACUUUAAGCUCUUUGUCAUCCACAGGAAACACUACUCCUCCUCACCCAUCUCUUUAAACAUAUAUACCCACACUCACACAAUUUUAAUUAAGAAUUAGAAACACAGAAAAUGCAAUCAGCUGUACCCCAGCUCACCAGCUCUGAAGCUCUGGCAGAGCCUUGAACUGCACCUUAGAAACUACUCUGCCAAGAUUCACAAUGUGCUUGGUUACGUGAGGCUGUCACUGUCAGUUCCCAGGGUCCCUAAGGACCAGAUGUGAGACUCAGCUAUCUUCUCACCCAAGGGACACUUUGCCAAAUGUUCGUACUCUAGAAACACCAUUGGCCUCACCUGGGAUCAUAGUUGGUAACAGUCUGCUGUGGUAUUUUUCAGGCAAAGGAUUCCCUUUGUGAAUCCUUGUGUAGUCCCAGGAGAAGGAGACCAUAGGGCCAUCACGUGGGAGAUGCACCUAAUUUCCAUAAGAAGGGGCUGCUUUCUCAUUCUCAGCAAUUUGGGGGCGGGUGCUGAACUGCACUGUCCUUCAGAGCCCUUGUCUAUUCAGGGCCUUUGCUCAGCCUGGCCACUCAGCAGCUCUAAAUCACACACAUCGCACGCACACGCACACUCACACACACACACACACACACAAGAACCAACCAGAGGUCUAGGAAAGAGCAGCCACUACCUGAAGGCUUCAGCUCUGCACAUGGAUGGCAGGAGUAGAAAUAGAGUGAACUCAGGUUGGCCUCAGAGCUCAUGUGUCAGCCCAUAGCCCAUCUUUAUUUGUAAACACCAGAGCUUCCGCCCCAUCUGCAGACGGUUGUUUACUUGUGAGUGGAGUCAGUUAAGAACCACUUUCAAUACCUGGAACCUUCCUAAAAAGUCUUUGGUAACGAAGAAGCAAUGCAGCAGAAGAGCAGGGCAUAACUUCCUUUGGGCCUCCAUCUGCCCGCCACCCCUCUUGCUCAUCAGCUCAUAUCUGAUGCUGCAGACAGCCUACUGUUUCCUUUUCUAGGACAGCUAGCUUAGAGAACUUUCUGUUCUCUGUGACCCCUUUUUACUCCCACCACCAGUUUACCUUUGCUGGCAACUUUUUGCCAUGUGAGGCCGGCGUAUGCAGCUGAGUCUUCGAAGACUGACAGGGCUCCUUGUAGGUCUGUAUGUGGCCUGAGAUUGCUGAAGACCAAAUCAUCUUACCUUUGAACCUUCCUCUUGCAAAGGGAAGACUGGAGCCAGCUUGCUUACUAGGCCAACAGUAUCCAGCACCAAGUAGGAUCUCGUUUUUAUUACUUGGCUUUUCCAGGGUAUGUUGGAGACACUGGCCAAGCUCAUGGCUUUCUGCCCGUGUCACUGUCUGCAUCAAGAGCGACCAUUCACUGAGUUACUGUUGUGUUAGGGGCCUGGGAGGUGCCUGGGGCCUUCCAUCAGACUUAAUCCUGAACUUACCAGGAGUCCCACGCAGCUCUUGUGAGGCCAGCUCAUAACUGAGGUGAGAGGCUUCAGUGCUGACUGCCCAGGACUCCGGUAGGCACUUAGCAACUCUCUGUCUUUGACAGUAUAUUUAGUUUUGUGCUGAAUGGACUUUGUACUGUGUUAUAUAUUGGUUCACUGUUCAUGUUCCCACUCACAGUUCAUGCACUAGGUUACUAGAGAACAUUUGGCCCCGUGUACGUGUGCCUUUCAUACGUAGCUUUAUUAUUUUAAGUAGUUCAUUGGAGUAACUUUUAAAAAUGCAAAUGACAAUUGAAGAAUCACUGAGAAAGAUGGUGGCCCAGCUGGACUUAAUUAUACUACAAGUCAUAAGGAAACAUCCUUGAGAUCCUGGGUCAUUCUUUUUCUAAGGACAGCUCCUUCUGUAAUGACUCAGCUAUGUUAUGAGGAAUCAUAACAGCCAUGUUAGUAGUGUUGCCAGCUGCCUGUUUACCAGACACUGAAGCCACUACUUGACUUCACCCAAGAAAUAAACCAGCUACCCAGACACAGGGAAGUAUGUCUGAGGCAGAGAUGGGGCCCUCCGUGUCUCAGUAGACUCGGAGAGCAUUGCUGACUAAGCACCCUAGAUUCCAGCUAGCCCUGGGCCAAGAAGGCAAAGGAAUUCUCAAGCAGAAAUCUGGAACUGAAAAUCUCCAUACGGUUUGGGAGGUGGAAACGAAGAGCCAUAUAUAAAUAAAGAUGUUAUUUCUGAACAGGUUCAGUUGUCCGGCAAGUAUCAAGCUACUCCUGGCCAAAAAAGAAAUCUUGCAGCUCUAGUUUGAUAUUCAUGGAGUUUUGUUUUUAAACUCAGACUCCCUGGUUCUACCUGUGAGAAUCCUUUAUACUCAGAGAACAUUCUUGGCUCAGAGGUUUUGGAAAAGGAGGCAGAGAGGAGCCAUCUUUGGUGCUCAGAACCAGGGAAUGCAAUACGAAGACCAUUGAGUGCUGCUCACAUUCACAGAAACGAACACUACUGGGUAGAAACUUAGCACAAUUUCCUCAUCGCGCCUAAUUUCUUCCAACGAAACAAAGUUAAUUCAAAAUUUCCUUUUCCCUCUCAAACACCUUUUAAAUUUCAGGAGACCUCUCUGAUCAAGGGGCGUUUUUCGACCCUUUUGACGUGUGUUUAAUCUAGAUGCCCUGCUUUUGGUGACUGCAGUGACACCGAGUCUCUGUGGGAAGGCGUGACGAUUGGAAUGCACUUUAAUUCAUUAAUCCUCGUUUUGUGUGGCCUUAUGAGAUAAUGGGUCAGGGAACCCAUUUCAUUCUUAUCUGCCAAAGAGUUACUCAGAAGCACAUCAAACACCAGCACUUCAUCUCCACAAGGGAUGAACCUUUGGUAUCACUGAAUUGUCUCCUUUAACAGUGUCUGCUGUGCCAUUUGGAAAUGUUUUUUAACCUCAGGUUUCAAAUAAAGCAAACACUGUGGCAGUUGGA